AUGUGCUUUGUGCCUGAUAGAGUGCCUCAAUGCCACACACGGUCAAGGCGUAGGUACUUUUUUGGAUCAGUAGCUGGCUCAGAGAACAAAGCAACACCGAAUAAGCAACAAUGCGAUCUUUCUCUCUGCCGCAUGCUUGCAGCCGAGUUUGCCUCUUUCGACUGGAGCCCAUGGGACGAGCAUUGUGACCUCGGAGGAUUGCCGUAUUCCCAACAAUACUUCGCCACUGGAACUCGUAUCAUAGCGAUCGUGGUGAGCGAGGUUGGUCCUAAUAUACCGCUUUUUGCUGUCAGCGAUCUCCUUUUUCCUGGUCACUCAGCCUCCUCGAUAUUAUACGAUGAAUCAAGCACAGAACACUCUGCGACGGACACAGCUUAG
Molecule: messenger RNA, 378 nt
Organism: Plenodomus lingam JN3
Lineage: Eukaryota; Fungi; Ascomycota; Dothideomycetes; Pleosporales; Leptosphaeriaceae
Source: RefSeq, a predicted model, not a curated record